AUUGCAUUGAAAUUGACGUAGAACAUCGUACACUCAGCAUAUCAUAAGAAUUGUAUAUAAAUUCAGAGCAUGGGUUCUGUCUCCAAGAAUAUUUGAUUUGAUUCCAUUAGUUUUCGGUUUUUAAAUUAUUUGUCGUUGAUUUUGUGCCGAAUUCACUGUCAAAGCAAUCAUGAUUAAAUUGUCGACCAGGCGAUUUGCAGUGGUUUUGUUUUUUCAAUGCUUAAUACUCCUUAUCGAUUUGGCCAUUAACAGUUUUUCUCAUCUGGCAAGGGACCGUCGUUCGACAAUAAUAUUCCUCUUUCUUUUCCAAGACAUUUGCUUGGUGCUCGCUUUCACUGUUUUGCUAUUCAGCUUGUAUUCAACCUAUGUGUUUCAAGCGGGUUUGGCCGAAUUGCUGUACAGCAAAUUCCGAGCAUCUCUGAUAGUGCUCGCUAUUUACUUUAUCUUGACCUUGUCACAUCAUAUCUGGAUCAUUAUCGAUCACCACAAAACACCAAACAAACAUGAAUGGUCCACUUCUCUAACAACACUGUUUAUCAUUCAACGAAUUUUUUCUCCAUUCUAUUAUUACACCUACAAAAGAGCUGCCCUGAAAAUGAGUGAUCCACGCUUCUACGAGAAUCUUGAUUGGGUUUCCGAAUUCCUGGCCAUUCGAUAAAUUACCAUGCAGAAAGACAGUUCUCAAAAAUAAUGACAAGUUGGAUGUGAAACGUGAAGUAAAUUGAUUAAUCAAUGAUAUAAACCGCAGCUGUUGUGAAUUCAAUUGUAUAAAACGUAGAUGGAAUGCAAUUAUAUGAGAUAAAUGUUUUUGACUAUGAUAUUUAACUGGAAAAUUGUUCGGUUUGAAAUGAAUACAAAAAAAUGAUAUUUUUGGCUAAAUAUACUCUGUAGC
Messenger RNA from Sitodiplosis mosellana (orange wheat blossom midge), 892 nucleotides. RefSeq names its product transmembrane protein 138. NCBI's taxonomy places the organism in Eukaryota, Metazoa, Arthropoda, Insecta, Diptera, Cecidomyiidae. The transcript has 5 exons. The record is from RefSeq and is a predicted model, not a curated record. Bases 170 to 658 code for a protein of 162 amino acids. Gene Ontology annotation, cellular component: cilium.